CCAACUGAAAACAACUACGGUGUACCAGCUGGUCAAGUUGAUAUUAGAAGGGUAGGACCCUAAAGGCAUAAAGGCCUCUUUAAAGGCCAUUAAAGUUAAAGGACUUGCUGGACUCUCUUUACGUCUACAUAGCAGUCAAAUAGGAAUGGAGAAUAAGGAACUGGAUGAAUAGAAACAGGAACUGAAUGAAAGUGAAAGUGUGGAGUGAGUUAGAGGAGAAGUGGAUGAGGAGGAAGUGACCGUGGCACCCGCAGGAUAACAAGUAAAUGAUGGACAAUAGUCGGGAGGUUUUGUCUAACAACGGCUCUUCAGAAAUACACAAGGUUAUAAACACUGAUGUGUCAGAAUGCUUCAUCUGCAGAGAUAGCAAGCUUGGAGAACCUCUCGGGAACUUCUGUGACUGUAAGAACAUGGUGGCCCAUCACCUGUGUCUCUUGACAUGGAUUCAGAAGGGCAUCGACAGUAAGGACAGGUUGAAAUGCAGUGUGUGCAAUGCAGAGUACCAGCUCCAGAGACAGUCCCCGUGGAGGUGGCUGUGCUGCCAGUGGCAGUCCUGGGUGCUGCUGGUCUCUGCUACGGCUCUGCUGGGCCUGCUGGUUCCCUACCUGGUGUACUUUAUGAUGACCCUCCAAAACCCUCCUGCUCCCGCAGUGUUUAAAGCUGCUGCAGUCUGCUUCGGUCUCAUCGCAGACGCCCUUCUGUUAAAGUGUCUGUGCAGCUACUUCGGCAGUCGUUACCGUCAGGCUGAGCAGUGGUCGUUCACAGUGCAGGCCAGGGGCGGAGGAGAGCGAGGUGGGUCUGGGUCUGAGCACUUGGUGGUGGCUGAAGCAGCAGCAGUCACGGGAAGACAGAGGUCAUCAGGAGCGAUGGAGGAGAAGAACAGAGUGGAGGAGGAAACAGCAAAUGAAGAGUGGCCACGACACAGCCUGCUGCUCAAACUCUGAGAGGAACGGGGGGUGGAGUCACUAAUGUGUGUCCUCUGGUGUGAAAGGGAAUUGUCCAGCAGCAGAGACAGGAAACAAUUGUGACUGUAUCGCAGUGACUCGUAGAUGGUGUCUUGAUGCGAUCAUGGCUACAUGAUGCGCGACACACUUUCAGCACUGUAACAUACUGUACAUAGCUCCUGCUGUUUGAAGUGAUAGAGGAAUUUGACAAUAGCACAACUUGUACAAUGCCAAAAUACCACUGCAAGUAUCUGUUUCAAGUCAAAUGUAUAAUGACUCAAUUGUCUAACUGUGGUUCUAUUAGUCCAUUCUAAUUAAAGGCUUUAUUCUACUAA
Molecule: messenger RNA, 1279 nt
Organism: Coregonus clupeaformis (lake whitefish)
Lineage: Eukaryota; Metazoa; Chordata; Actinopteri; Salmoniformes; Salmonidae
Exons: 5
Coding region: 267-944 (225 amino acids)
Molecular function (GO): zinc ion binding
Source: RefSeq, a predicted model, not a curated record